Messenger RNA from Penaeus chinensis, 1435 nucleotides. Its product is annotated as olfactory receptor 510-like. Gene Ontology annotation, biological process: G protein-coupled receptor signaling pathway. NCBI's taxonomy places the organism in Eukaryota, Metazoa, Arthropoda, Malacostraca, Decapoda, Penaeidae. The record is from RefSeq and is a predicted model, not a curated record. The transcript is spliced from 2 exons. Gene Ontology annotation, cellular component: membrane. Bases 156 to 1178 code for a protein of 340 amino acids. Gene Ontology annotation, molecular function: G protein-coupled receptor activity; peptide binding.
CACACGCGUCCGAGGGAGCGACGAGGUCGGAGGCGUGAAGGGAGGAACUCUUUGAACAUUCGGGGGAACACGAACAUUCAGGUGGAGGUUCGCUCGUUUCCUUUCUCUUUGAACAAAGACUACAGGUGUUAUCAGUGUUAGUGUUAUGUCUGUUGAUGUUGCUAACCACGUCCUACGAGCGCGCGGUGCCCACGCCGCACACAGGGAUGCUGGUCACGGAGCGUCAGGUGGCGUCGGACUUCCCCGAAGGCAGGAACGUGACCCGUGAGAGCGAGCGGAGUUUCCCUUUGGAGGCGUACUUUCUGCCGACCUGCGUGACCCUGAUCGGCUGCGUUCUCGCCCUCUGCGUCACCCUCAAGGGCAAGGUGUCCCAGCAGAGCCGAGAAGCGACUUACUUCGUCGUCAGUCUGAUCGUCAGCGUCUUCCUGCUGUCGUCACUGUCUCUGAUCUACCUCGUGGUGCUCCUGAGUGUGCCCGAGGCGACCCUCGGGGACUCCUCCGCUUGCUACGUCAAGCUGUUCCAGCGGAUUCUCAGCGCCGUGUACUGCUUCAGCCUCGCCUGCGUGGCGCUCGACCGCUACCUGGCCAUUUGCUGGCCGCUGCGCUACGCCGACCUGCUGACGAAGACCCGCUCGCUCCUGCUCAUAGCCUGCAGCUGGCUCGCGCCCUUCCUGCUCCUGCUGCUGGUUUGCGUGGCGGACCACUCGACGCUCUGCCUCGACGGCAGGAACACCACCCCCGCCCUCGCCACCUACGCCGCCCUCUACUUCCUCGGAGCCUCCUGCACCGUCGUCCUCUACGUCCUGGUCGCCUUCGAGUUCUGCAGGAGUCGAGGCGCGCUCCGCCUGGUGGCCGAAGCCGCGGAGUUCGACAAGCGGGCCAAGAGCAAGACGACGGCCUCGGCACUGAUGGCGGCGACGCUGUGCUUCUUCUCCAUCCCGCACACGGUCGUCCCAUUCCUAAACCCAGGUCUUCUCCCCAUUAGCGUCAUCCGCGUUAUACACCUGCUCAAUCGUUUACACAUCGUCCUCUUCCUUCCCGUGCACGCCAAGAGUACUUUCAAGGCCGUUUGUGGCAUGCUGGCGACAUGUUUGCUACACGUUUGGGGUCGUUGUAACAGCUGUUGUCGGUCAGCUGGAGACGGGUCUGAGACGAGGUUCGUGGAUGAGACAAUGUGAGUUUGUUUUUUGAAGUUUAUAUAGGUGUCUAUAUCUAUAUCAGUUUAUCUAUCUAUCUAUUUGUCUAUCUUUUUAUACGUCUGUCUAUAUAUCUAUCUGUAUGUAUGUUCUGUUAUAGUGUACAAAUAGUGUUGGGUUUUGUUAUACAAUAGAUUAUUAUGAUUUUUGUUUUAUGUAAAUAUUGAUCUAUUUAUCUAUAUGUAGUUAUAGUGUACAAAAAGUUUUGGGUUUUGUUGUACAAUAAAUCAUUAUUUUUA